Lepisosteus oculatus (spotted gar) is the source of this 3572-nucleotide messenger RNA. RefSeq names its product kelch-like protein 33. The record is from RefSeq and is a predicted model, not a curated record. Lineage: Eukaryota; Metazoa; Chordata; Actinopteri; Semionotiformes; Lepisosteidae. Gene Ontology annotation, molecular function: protein binding.
GGGAGAGCGAUCCAAGCUCAAAUCCAGCGUGUGUCUCUCGUCUCACCCUUCGGCUUCCCUGCGCAGUGUCCAGAGGCUGCCUGCGAGGGGAUUGAUCCCACUUAUUUGACACCAGCUAUUUAUAGAGGCUUGUUUACUUGUCUGACUUGGGGUCGGCUUCAGGACAGGCUGUCCUCAGGGACCCCCAUGCUGCAGGUGGAGAGAAGAGGGGGCAGACGAACGGGUCAGGAUUGGCCCUGCCGCAGACGAGCGCGGUCCGGGAACUGACCUCCGGCCAGCGUGCCGCACUCCAGCCCCUGGAGGAAGAGCCAAGGCCAAGGGUGAAUUUCCCAGCGCAACCUGACCUGCUGCGCCCGGGGCUAUUUCUAGACGCUUGUUGACGUCUGGGGUCCAGGAGCUGUUGUUUGUGUUCGCUGCAGUGCAUACGUGGAGGGAGAAGGGGAAUAGUGCCUCUCUAGAGAUCGUUCUCUGCAGAUCAAAAUACUGUUCUUGUUUUUCCAAGUACGAGAUUUGUUUCUCUUUUUUUUCUUCUUCUGGGGACAACUGCGUGUCACUCUCUGCACCCAAAAAACAAACAAACCGCAAGGGAAAUACUAUUGGCUCAUCAGUGUGGGCUUUUAUCCCCAGAGCUUUCUUCCUGUGGAAUCCAGCCAGCGUGGGACAAAGCGGAGCGCACAGCAGCCAUGGCGUCUGGUUUGCCCUCCUGGCUGAAAGGCCAAGUGCCGGCUGACAGGUCAGAGGAGGAAGAGGAGGGGGAGGAACCACCGAAGAUGUGCCGGAACGAGGGCUACCCCGCCGAACUGUUCCGGGUCCUGGAGGAAUUCCGGCGGGCGCGCCUCCUCACCGACCUCUCGCUCCGGGAUGCUGCAGGGGAAUGCUGGGAAGUUCACGCCCCCGUGGUGGCAGCGGUGUGCUCCCUCGUCAUGGAUCGCCUUCGCUGCGGCGGCGGCGGCGGUGGCGCCGGGGCCCAGGGGCUCUUCCUGGACACCGGGACGGGCAGUGCCGGGCUGGCCGCCGUGCUGGAGUUCGCCUAUACGGGCGACAUCGCCGGGCUGGCCGGGGACGCCGCCGUGGCUGAGGUCCGAGCCGCGGCAGAAACGCUCGGAGCCCCUAGGGUGCUGGAGCUGUGCCGCCGGCGCGAGAAACAGCAGGUCGGCCGGGAAGGGGGCGACGGGGCCCUGGAGAACCUCUUGUCCAUCGCCGAGCUGUGGGCGGAGGGGCUGGGCUGCGACGUGGUCCUGGAGGUGGACGGCAGAUCUUUCCACGCGCACAGGGUCAUGCUGGCGGCCGGCAGCGACUACUUCAGGGGCAUGUUCUCCAGCGGGAUGCGGGAGUCCAGCCAGAGCUCGGUGACCCUGCUGUCCCCGGCCCCCCGCGAGCUGUCCGCCCUCCUGUCUUGCCUCUACAGCGGGGCCCUGGAGCUGGGCUGGGGCACCGUCUUCGAGCUGACCCACUGCGCCCUGCAGCUGCAGGCCCGGGCCGCCCUGCCGCUCUGCCUGGGCUUCCUGCGCCGGGAGAUGGACGUCGGCUCCUGCCUGGACGUGGCGGCCUUCGCCGAGGCUUAUGGAAUGGCAGAGCUGCGGGCCCAGGCCGACGACUAUGUGCUGCGCAACUUCCAGGAGGUGGGCCUGUCGCCCAAGUUCCAGGACCUGGGCCCCGAACGGGUGAGCCGGUACCUGGCGCAGGACUCCCUCUGUGCCCCCAGCGAGCUGGCCGUGUUCCGCGUCGUGGUGAACUGGAUCCAGGCGGAUCCCGGGGAGCGGCUGGGCCUGGCCGAGCAGCUGAUGAAACUGGUCCGCUUCCCCCUGAUGACCUUCCGGGAAUUCAGGGAAGUCCGGGCGGUCGAAAUGGCCAUGGAGCAGGAGGGCUCGGUGGAGCUGUACCAGGCCGCGCUCCGGGAGUUUGGUUUCACCGCCGAGCGCUCCAAGAAGCCCUGCCGGGUCCGCCAGCCCCACGAGACCCUGGUGCUGGUGGGCGGCGACACUCUGGCCCCGGACUUCGGGCAGCGCGCGCCGAGCCGGGACCUGUGGUUUGCCAACGCGCUGCGCACCGUCACGGGGCUGGUGAAGGAGAUCGAGUGGCGCCAACUGGUGGCAAUGCCCGCGCCGGCGCGCUUCAGGCACGGGCUGGCCGUGCUGGACAACCGGCUGUACGUGUUCGGCGGCAGCCACUUCUACGGCCAGUGCGAUGUUCUGAAAUCUGCCUACCGGUACGAUCCCUGCGAGGAGAGCUGGCAGCGGCUGGCAGACAUGCAGGAGCCACGCAACUACAGCUCUGUGGCGGUGCGGGGCGGGCUGAUCUACGUCCUGGGAGGGGACAGAGACACCGAGCACAACCUGGACAGCGUGGAGUGCUACGACCCCAUCUCGGACAGCUGGAGGUUUGCCCGGCCUCUGGACCAGGCCAUGAGCGGACAGGCGGUCUCCACGUGGGAGGGCGAGAUCUACGUCUCGGGAGGCUUCAACUGCAGGUACCAGUGCCUGGUGUCCCUGUUCCACUACCACCCGGAGACGGGCACCACCUACCUGGCCUCCAUGACCCAGGAGCGGGCCGAGCACGUGAUGGAGACGUUGGGCGGCCGGCUGUAUGUAGCCGGAGGAGUCAAGGCCCUGGGGGAGUUCUACACCGACCAGCUGGCCUGCGAGGCCUACGACCCCCACACCGACGCCUGGGCACGCUUCGCCUCCUUGCGCCUGCCCCACGUCAACGCCGCCUCGGCCGUGCUGGAGGGCAAGCUCUACAUCCUGGGAGGGUACUGCCAGGAGGACUACAGCGAGUCCACCCUGGUGCACCGCUACGACCCUGGCGCCAACCGCUGGGAGUCCAUGGGCAAGAUGCCAGGGCCCAACACCGACAUCCGGGCCUGCAUCCUCCUCCUGCCCACUCGGCUGCGGCAGUGAGGCUGCCAGUGCCCCAGGCCGGCAGAGGCUGGCAUGGUUAGUCUGCAUGGCACCUGAAACACACUGGGAGAGGGAGGGCACACUGCGCCUAUACCCUUCUGCAAUCCCAUGGCACUCUUCCAUACAGUGGGGCUGGGGGUGUUCAUCUUGCUGUGUGGGAACAGGCUCGAUUCCGUCAGUGGAGCCCUUUCUCGCUCUCCCCUCUGCGUAGGUGGGGCUGACGGGGCAGAACGGCGGCCUCACGCCUUCCUCCCACUUUGUGAUCUUUCUGAGCCGAGCGCGGCGUGGAUGUCGUCCUUUUCUCCCGAGGCUGACCCUGAAAUGGGGGCGGCGGGUGGGGGGGCGUGGGCUUCCCUGUUUGAAUCCGGACUGAUCCAGUCCCUGGGGGAUGGGGGUCCAGGCUGGGGGCGGGGGCUGGACUCUAGUGGUGGGUGUGGUGGGUACACUCCUACACCCUUUGGAAUCCUCUGGGGUGAGAAGGAUUAUAUGAACAUAAGGAAUGAUUAUUAUUGUGGAUGAUUGCUGUAAUUACCAAGUUUGAUGUGCUUCUUUUUUUCUUGCAUCCUUAUUCUUUCUAGGCCUGUGGUUCCCAAUCGUGGUCCUGCUGACCCUGGUAGUUUAUGUCCCAGUCAAGCCCUCAGUUACACCAUCAAACCCUUCAUUGACUUAGUA